Molecule: messenger RNA, 999 nt
Organism: Callorhinchus milii (elephant shark)
Lineage: Eukaryota; Metazoa; Chordata; Chondrichthyes; Chimaeriformes; Callorhinchidae
Product: procathepsin L-like
Exons: 7
Coding region: 1-999 (332 amino acids)
Biological process (GO): immune response
Cellular component (GO): lysosome
Molecular function (GO): cysteine-type endopeptidase activity
Source: RefSeq, a predicted model, not a curated record
AUGAACUUCCUGCUGAGGGGCUGUUUUGUGGUGUGCGUUCUAGUUAAAGCUUCAACAGACUCGAUCAAUCCAGAAUUGGACAAUGAGUGGCUGAGCUGGAAAACCUUUCACAAGAAGCUGUACCAGGAGAAAGAUGCUGCGUUUAGAAGAAAUGUGUGGGAGCAGAACCUGCAGUAUAUUGAGAAGCACAACACGGAUUACUUCAUGGGGAAACACACGUUUGCUGUGGGGAUGAAUCAGUUUGGAGACAUGACCGUUGAGGAGUUCAGUAACCUGUUGAAUAGGCGAAACACAAGGCAAUAUAACAACAAAACAUAUAACCUAUUUACAGCUGAUGAUAAGACUGACCUCCCUCAGAGUGUUGACUGGCGCCCUAAAGGCUACGUUACCGGAGUGAAGGACCAGAAAGCCUGUGGCUCGUGCUGGGCGUUCAGUACGACCGGGGUCCUGGAAGGUCAGUGGUUUAAGAAAACGGGGAAGUUGAUCUCGCUUAGUGAGCAGUACCUGAUGGACUGCAGCCAGAGUGUCGGGAAUCACGGAUGUAACGGUGGCUACAACAGCCUUUCCCUCCUCUUCAUUAAAGAGAAAGGAAUCAACUCGGAGGAAUCCUACCCCUACACUGCCAAGAACGGAGUUUGUACCAGUAAGGAGAACGAGAGCGUGGCCACAUGUCAGGGGGUGAAGAUGAUCAGGAAGAACUCGGAGAGGGACUUAGCCGCUGCGGUGGCCACUGUCGGCCCAAUAGCUGUCGGCUUUGACGCAGGUCGUGCGUCAUUCAUGUUCUACAAAUCAGGCAUUUAUUAUGAUGAGGCGUGUAGCAAGACUGUACUGGACCACGAGUUACUGGUGGUUGGAUAUGGGACUGAAGCAGGAGAACCAUAUUGGAUUGUUAAAAACAGUUGGGGAGUCAAAUGGGGCAACAAAGGAUACUUCCACACGGCAAAGGACAAGGGCAAUAACUGCGGCAUUGCCAGUUCCGCACUCUAUCCUGUGGUGUAA